GGACUUGAGUUUAAAGGCAGUGUGUGUUUCGAGGUCAGUUUCAUGUGCAGGUCAUGAUGGAUCGAGCAGCUCUCCGGCUGAUUCUCUUGGGCGUUUUUCUCAUCUCAGCCACUUCAGACCCUGUUAAGAAGAAACAAAAUGUGGAUAUAUACAGCUUCUACAUUAACUCCACGGUCACCAGUCGCUACGCCACAACAGUCAUCACAAGCCGUGUUGCGAACACACUGAAUGAAUCUCAAGAGAUCCAGUUUGAGGUCAAGAUUCCCAAGAAUGCCUUCAUCAGCAAAUUCAGAAUGACCAUUGAGGGAAAAACAUAUGAUGGGGUUGUGAAGGAAAAAGAAGCAGCUCAGCAGCAAUACAAUCAAGCGGUAUCUCGAGGACAAAGUGCUGGACUGGUCAAAUCUGUUGGCAGGACUUUAGAGGACUUUAAAACCUCAGUGACGGUGGCUGCUUUCGGCAAGGUGACCUUUGAGUUGACCUACGAGGAACUGCUAAAGCGUCAUCUCGGUAAAUAUGGGCUACUCAUCAAUGCCCAACCAAUGCAGCCGGUGGCUGACUUCAAGAUGGAUGUGCACAUCCAAGAGAAACCAGGAAUUUCCUUCUUGGAGGUGAAAGGAGAUUUGAGCAUCGGUGAUCUGGCCAAUGCCAUCAAAACCACCAGAGCAGACAAAGAUGCAUGGGUGACCUUCUACCCCACACGAGAUCAACAGACCAAGUGUAAAAGCUGUGGAGAAAAUGGGCUGAACGGUGACCUGCUCAUAACAUACGAUGUGGAGAGACAAAAUUCCAAAGGAGAAAUCAUGGUAUCAAAGGGCUAUUUUGUCCACUACUUUGCUCCAUCUGAUGUUCCACGUAUUCCCAAAAAUGUGGUAUUUAUCAUUGACCGGAGUGGUUCUAUGUAUGGCAGAAAAAUAGAUCAGACUCGUUUGGCACUGCUAAAGAUUUUAAGUGAUCUUGAUGAGGAUGACCACUUUGGAUUGAUCACCUUUGACAGUGAAGUUAGCUUAUGGAAGCGUGAGCUCCUCAGAGCUACUGAGGCAAAUCUGGAGAAUGCAAAAUCUUUUGUGAAGGAGAUCAGAGAUAGAGGAGCCACGGACAUAAACGCUGCAGUUCUAGCAGGAGUGGACAUGAUCAAUCGACAUCCACGAGAGGGAACAGCCUCCAUCCUGAUCCUGCUGACUGAUGGAGAUCCCACUACAGGUGAAACCAACAAAGAGAAGAUAAUGUCCAAUGUGAAAGAGGCCAUUGGGACUAAAUUUCCCCUCUAUUGUCUUGGUUUUGGAUAUGAUGUUAACUUUGACUUCCUGACAAAGAUGUCACUGGAAAAUAGUGGAGUUGCUCGCAGGAUUUAUGAAGAUUCAGACGCUGAUCUACAGCUGCAGGGCUUCUAUGAAGAAGUUGCCGUCCCUCUCCUCACUGAUAUUCAACUUAAAUACCCAGGAGGGACAAACCUUACCAAGACCAGCUUUAGUUUGUACUUCAAUGGCUCUGAGAUUGUGGUGUCAGGACAAAUAACAGACAACAGUGUGGAGAGUUUCACCACUGAAGUCAUCGCAGUAUCAAAAGGCAACAAUGUGACAUAUCAGGACACUAUAAUGACAAAAGACCCCAGUGAUGUCCCACCUGAGAAUGAAGAUUUCAUGCAGAGGUUGUGGGCCUACCUUACAGUGAAGCAGCUUCUGGAGAGACAGGUACUUCUUAAAGGACAAGAGAAAGAGGAUGAAAAGAAAGAAGCACUUAAACUCUCCCUGAAAUACCAGUUUGUCACUCCCCUCACCUCAAUGGUCGUUACUAAACCACAAGAAGGUGAAGUGGAAGUUGCUGACAAACCCAAAGAAGGAGAAGCGCCGCCCAGACAUCCAGUAAUAACAUCCCAACAUAGACCUCAGAGUUUCCUAAAAGCUUCAGGAUAUGGUGGUGGUGCUAGUGAUCCUCAUCUGCUUCAUGGUCAAGUGUUCCAUCAUAUGUCUGGUAGACAACACCUUAUUUAUGAUGAUGCUGCUGAUUAUGAUUAUGCUUAUGUUCUAGUCCCAAGCUUUCCGUAUAUAAAAACUGCCGCUAAAAGGGUCUCAGUUCCGAAGAGGGUAACUGUUCUUUCUACACAGUCAGGUACAUUAAAAGCUCCAACAGUUCAUAGCAAUCGUUUCCUGCUGCCUGUUGUUGGUCAGUCUAAGCCACUCUGUUUCGACAUUCCUCUUCCUCACAAACUCAGACUCCUGCAGGAUUCAGCUUCAGAGUUCUCUAUGAAUGGAGAAUCCCUGACUGGACAAAAUGGAUUCAAUCAAAUUGCCUUACAUUACAAAACAAACCAUCAUCUUACUAUAGAAACAACGUCUAUCAGAUACUGCGAUGACCAGAAUCAAGUUUAUUUAUUGUGGGGCCAGGAACUGACUCGAAAAUAUACUGAGGGCGUCUCUCUGAUUCUACGGAGCAAUGAAAUAGACGUCACCAUGGGAAAUAUUCACAUCGUUAUUCUUCUCCAUAAGGAGAAAAGGAACAUGUUUCUGUGGCCUGCUGUACAGCAAGAGUCAAAAGAUUUCAGUUUGACAGGCGUUUUAGGAAAAACUGAUGCUUCAUAUGAAGAGAUUCAAGGAUCACAAACACCAACUUUAAAGAUAAAGGACCAGGAAGUGAGCGCUAGCUGGGUGGACAUCACAGACUACAGACUUUCUUCAAAGCCGGUUAUCAAAUGCUGGCUUGUCUCGUUCUACGCUGUGAUGCAGAGGGACAUUUCUGAUUUCACUGUCACUAAGCUGUAGAGUUCAAAGCUGGCAAAUGAUAAACUGGGACAGAGCAUGCUUCUAUGUAAAACCCUUGCUGAUGUUUUUGUUGAGUGUAUUUUUUCUGUCAUUGACAAACAUGAUAUCUCUGACACACCUCAGCAUUUCAAUAAAUUCAUCAACAUAAAAACAA
This is a messenger RNA of Carassius auratus (goldfish), 2913 nucleotides long. Its product is annotated as inter-alpha-trypsin inhibitor heavy chain H3-like. Bases 54 to 2759 code for a protein of 901 amino acids. NCBI's taxonomy places the organism in Eukaryota, Metazoa, Chordata, Actinopteri, Cypriniformes, Cyprinidae. The transcript has 23 exons. The record is from RefSeq and is a predicted model, not a curated record.